UAAGAGAGAAGGUUGAGCCAUCUCCAAUGACAGAGAAGGGAACCGGUUCAAAAGAAAGGCAAUAUUGCAUAUGCAAAAAUGUAAUUACAUAAUUAACCAAACCAAAUAAAAUAUUUCAAACGGCGACUGUAAAUAGGUUAAUGGCAGAAUCAAGCUCUCCCAGUUCUAACAUACUAUGGCAGCAAAAACCGCUUCCCGCCCCCAACAGCUUGUAAUCGACUUGUUUGCGUAGAAAUACUUAGUCAAAAUUGCUUUCACCACCUCUCCUUCAUGGCUUCUCCACCCGACUCCCUCUAGUUUUCUACCUCUAACCUUCUAUUCAAUGAAUCCCACUGAACAUUGGGCUUCUCUUCUCCGGCGAUGCCUCGAGGCCGAGAAUCGAAUCGCCGGCAAAUCCAUCCAUGCCUACUUAACCAAAGCCGGCCUUCUCCACCUUGGCCUCUACCUCACCAACAACCUCAUCAACUUUUACUCAAAAGUGCGUCUCUUCGCCGACGCAUGUAAGGUGUUCGACGAGAUGCCUCUAAAGAAUAUCUUUUCCUGGAACUCCAUCCUCUCCAUGUACGCCAAAAGCGGCCAGAUCAGCACCGCAAGGAUAUACUUUGAUCAAAUGCCUGAAAAAGAUUCAGUCUCGUGGACUGCCAUGAUUGUCGGCUGCAACCAGGCGGGUCGAUUCAAGAAAGCUCUGCAAAUGCUCUUGGCGAUGGUUCGUGCUGGAUCCCCGCCGAGCCAAUUCACAUUCACAAAUAUUCUCUCCUCUUGUGCAGCAAUUGAGGAUCACAUCAUUGGGAGGAUGGUGCAUUCUUUUAUCGUUAAGUUAGGUAUGAGUAGUUGCAUUCCUGUUGCAAAUUCCCUUCUCAAUAUGUAUGGAAAAUGUGGCGAUGCAUUGAUGGCAAAGGUGGUUUUUGAUAGGAUGAGAGUGAGGAGCGUAUCGAGCUGGAAUACGUUGAUCUCAUUGUACUCGCAAUCAGGGCGGAUGGACAUUGCUCGAUCCCACUUUGAAGAGAUGAGCGAGCGAAGCAUUGUGUCCUGGAACGCGAUAAUUGCAGGCUACAAUCAGAAUGGGUUGGAUCUUGAAGCUCUUAUCUUCUUCUCUAGAAUGCUGAAAGAAACACGAAUGGCCCCAGAUGACUUCACAAUCACAAGUGUUCUAUCUGCUUGUGCUAAUCUUGAGAUGUUGAAGAUUGGUAGGCAAAUCCAUGCCUACCUCAUUAGAACUAAGAUGGAGUUUGUUGGGCAGGUUGCCAAUGCUUUGAUUUCAAUGUACUCUAAAUCAGGAGGAGUUGAAAAUGCUCAUAGGCUUGUAGAGAAAACUGUUGUGUCUGAUCUAAAUGUGAUAUCAUUCACAGCUCUCCUUGAAGGUUAUGUCAAGCUUGGAGACCUGCAACCAGCUAGAGAAAUUUUCAAUUCUAUGAAGCACCGGGAUGUCGUGGCAUGGACGGCGAUUAUCGUUGGGUAUGUGCGGAACAGUUUCUACAAAGAUGCUAUGGAACUUUUCAGUUUGAUGGUCAGUGAAGGUCCUGAGCCAAAUAAUUACACUCUUUCUGCCAUUUUGAGUGUUUGUUCAAGUUUGGCAUCAUUGGAGCAUGGCAGACAGAUCCAUUCCAAGGCAGUCAGGUCGAAAGAAGGGCUUUCAGUCUCUGUAAGUAAUGCGCUAAUAACAAUGUAUGCAAAGUCUGGAUGUAUUGAACUAGCAAGAAGGGUUUUCAGCCAAAUAAUCUCGACUAGGGAACCAGUCUCAUGGACCUCCAUGAUCAUUGCUCUAGCACAGCAUGGCUUGGGAGAAGAAGCUGUAAGCUUAUUUGACAAAAUGCUUUUCCAUGGUGUUGUGCCUGAUCAUAUCACAUAUGUUGGGGUAAUAUCUGCUUGUACUCACUCAGGAUUGGUAGAGAAAGGAAAGGAAUAUUUUUCAAUAAUGCAGAAUAUUCAUAAAAUCAAGCCAACACCUAGCCACUAUGCCUGCAUGAUUGAUCUUUUUGCUCGCUGCGGAAAACUGGAGGAAGCGCAAAAUUUUAUAAAAUCGAUGCCAGUGGAACCAGAUGCCGUCGCUUGGGGGUCGCUACUUUCUGCUUGCAGGGUUCACAAAGAUGCCAAUUUGGCAAGGAUUGCCGCGGAGAGACUGCUCUCAAUUGAUCCUGAGAACAGUGGAGCUUAUUCUGCGCUCGCAAACGUAUACUCUUCAUGUGGUAGAUGGCAAGAAGCUGCAUCGAUAUGGAGGUUGAUGAGAGAUAACGGGAUAAAGAAAGAGAAAGGAUACAGUUGGAUUCACAUCAAGAACAAAGUUCAUGUGUUUGGAGUAGAAGAUGGAUUGCACCCAAUGAGGGAAGCCAUAUAUGAGAUGGCAAGAAAGAUGUGGCUAGAGAUAAAAAAGGCUGGAUUUGUACCUGAUACCGAGUCAGUAUUGCAUGAUGUGGAUGAUGAGCUCAAGGAAAAGAUGCUUAGUCUUCACAGUGAGAAGCUUGCUAUUGCAUUUGGACUAAUGAGCACUCCAGAAAAUACAAUGUUGAGGAUAAUGAAGAACUUGAGGGUAUGCAAUGAUUGCCACAAUGCGAUAAAGUUUAUCUCAAAAUUAACUGGAAGGGAGAUAGUGGUGAGAGAUGCAACAAGGUUUCAUCAUUUUAGGGAUGGGUUCUGCUCUUGCAAAGAUUAUUGGUAGGUUUGAUUUAUGUAAAUUAUCAUUCAUGGAUUUACAGUAGCUGACUAGUUAAAACAAAUUCAUAUAAAAUGCAAUUUGACUUGUAUUUUGAAUUU
Dendrobium catenatum is the source of this 2751-nucleotide messenger RNA. Its product is annotated as pentatricopeptide repeat-containing protein At2g22070. Gene Ontology annotation, biological process: RNA modification. The coding region runs from base 323 to 2656 and encodes 777 amino acids. Lineage: Eukaryota; Viridiplantae; Streptophyta; Magnoliopsida; Asparagales; Orchidaceae. The transcript has a single exon. Gene Ontology annotation, molecular function: RNA binding; zinc ion binding; protein binding. The record is from RefSeq and is a predicted model, not a curated record.